CAAUAAUUCUACGCAAAUCCACAAGACAAUGUCGCCAUAGUAGAACUAGUCACGGUCUCAGUAGCAGGGUAAACACAGAAGAACUGAUUUUCAUAAAGUUGUGGUAUAUUUUUCUGUUGCGCCAGUGGUGGCGCAAGUCACUCUUCCCUACUCGCGAACAGGAUGACGUUACGCCGCAACCGCCGCCACCGCCGAGACACGCGGAGACCGAAACAAACGAACACGCGUUCGCCACCGGGUCGUGUUACACGCACGGCAUCAGUCGCGGACCGCUUACCGUUCAAGAUAGUGGCGGCGCUCUCCUACGAUUGGGAUUGUGUCCGCUCAAGUGCGCGGUGAUUGCGUAUAUAACAGCUCUGCGGCUACAGUGUUAUUCGUAUCUGAUUGGUGCAGUAUAACUGAAAUAAAUAAUAUUAUUUUAGUUAUAAUUAUUGUAUACAGUUUUCGUUUCUUCAACCACGCAACAUUUGUGAUGAUAAUAUUAUUAUAACAAUAUACCUAUUAUAUUGAUAUACCACUUUAAUCGUGCCCUACCAGAACCGCGAUAUAUGCGUGUUAUAUUAUGUUUUUCCUAAACGCGUAAAUCUUGACGUCGUUUUUUAUCCAUCAUCACAGAAUGCACUACCGUCAUCGGUGAUGCAUCAUUGUUAUUAUUAUAUUGCUAUGCGCGACACGCAUUCAUCGUGAUUAUUGUCAUAAAUUUUUUGACUCCAAAAGAAAUAAAUAACAUUAAAAAACGAUAAUAAACAAAAAUUGUAUAGAUAUCAACAGGUGUAUCAACUCGGUAUCCCGCGUUAAAAACGCUUGUCGUCAACGAUGCCACCACAGCUUUCAACAAAAAACAAUAAAUUGUUCCUAGUCAAACGGCGUUCACGUGUGUACGCGGACUGACAUAAUCAAGAACGUACAACCGUCUGCCACUACUGCAGAUAUACAAUCAUAUAUACAGUCAUUAAUAAAGAAGAAGAGACAAGAAUAUUAUCCUAUACCAUUUAAUACGUCAUAAUACCGACGUGGAUUAUACGCAGGACUGCACGCCACAUCGCGGGAUCCGAAUCGUAGCUAGGAACAGCGUCGGCGGCGUCCGAGAUGCGCGCGAGGUUUGCGGCGGCGGCCGAGACGCGGCAGUAGUACUACUGUCCGGUGUGGGAGGGGGUGGGGGCGCGCGCGCUUACGGUCACGACAAGAGACGGCCGCGGGACACGCGGCGGCGCGGCGAUGACGCGGCCACGUCGGCGGUCAAAGGUCGAGACGAUAACGUCGGUUGCGGUGCACCCGGCAACAGAGGCACAACCGAACCGAAAGCCGUGGCGGGGCCUCAAACGCGAUACGCCAGUCGUAAACGGAACGGUUUGACCGAAAAACAUAAUAUAUAAAAUAAAGUACGCGAUCCGUCGGCGGUAACAAAAAUCGACGAAAAUCGUAGUCGGUCGACACCUGUGGAAAAACAAUUUUCGACGCAAAACAAUUGUACAAACACACAGUCGGGUGGCGGUAGGGCACUCCGCCGCCGCCGCCGCCGCCGUCACCGCCGCCGUCGACGGUGCCGGUUUGUCAGCGACGCGCAGCGGCAGAUCCGAUGCGUCCGGCGCCGACGCCGUUGUCGCUCGUCAACGCCGUCCGCUGCAACUUAACCGUCGCCGCGUCGCUUAACGCCGACCGCAGCCGCCGACGCCGACGGACACGCGACGAUAACGCACUGCCGCCAUGAAGCUCCGCGACCGCGUGGUGGUCGGCUUCUGCCUGUCGCUGGUCCUGGUCACCGUGCUGUUCGUGGUCGACAUGCAGAACGAGAGCGCCCGCCGGCUGUCCGCGGCCGACGGCGACGCCGCCGCCGCCGCCGCUUCGCACUAUCACGGCCGGUCCGACCGGUCCCGCGACGCGGACGAAGCGCAGUCCGCCUGGAACUUGGCCGCGUCCUACGUCGUGUCCACUCUGAUGCCGUCCGUAAAGCCGCGACCGACGCGUCCCGGCGCGCCGCAACCGUAUUCGCGCCGGGCCGACGGACGUCCGCUACCCGAGGUGGUCGACCUGUACGCCGGUGACCGGUUCGCAGAUCUCACCGAGCGCCUGUCCCGAUCGUCCGAGACGCAGAGACGCCGCGGCUACGUGAUCGACUGGACGGCCGUCCGGGACGUGAUCGUCGACGACACCGACGAAGACGGAACCACCAGCAACGAGUACGUCGUCGAGUACCUGGAAGACGGUUUGCGCCAAUUAAACUCCGAAAAAGUUACCAAACACUCACAUGGUCCGUAUCAGUUUUGGAGAAACGAUCCACUUCCAAAUAUGACUUAUAAAAAACAGCUAAACACUACGGCAUUAACAAUAUUUCACUCAAGAAUAUCAAAAAGAGAAAUGUAUCCUAAGAACGACACGUAUGUGCCAUUAAUUUUAAAAAACAUGUCUGUUUCGCCUAUUUUAAGCGUAGCCCAAAAAGAAGGAGGCACACAACUCAAACUUGUUAUUGAGUAUUUAAACGGAGACAAAGCCCUUAUGAAACCUAUGAGGUUCACCAGAGAACAACAGACUCUACCGAAUCAUUUUUACUUCACCGACUACGAAAGGCACAAUGCCGAAAUUGCUGCGUUUCAUCUCGACAGGAUAUUGGGGUUUCGGAGAGCAAUGCCAGUCAGUGGCAGAUUGGUGAACAUUACAUCUGAACUCAUGGCCCAGGUGACCGCGUCCGAUUUAUUGAAGACGUUCUUCGUGUCGCCCGACAAAAAUGUGUGCUUUCACGGACAGUGUUCCUAUUAUUGUGACACGUCGCAUGCCAUUUGUGGAAAUCCAGACAUGUUAGAGGGCUCGUUCGCCGCAUACUUGCCAAGCCAAGACAUUUUGGAGAGAAAAACGUGGAGGCAUCCGUGGAGGCGCAGCUACCAUAAGCGGAGGAAGGCCAAAUGGGAAACAGAUCCAAAUUACUGUGAAUUAGUCAGAAACGUGCCGGCGUAUAAUAGCGGUCGCCGGAUGUUGGACAUUAUGGACUUGUCCGUGUUUGACUUUCUCAUGGGCAACAUGGACCGUCAUCAUUACGAAACGUUUACACUGUUCGGCAACGAUUCGUUUCCUAUUCACCUCGACCACGGUCGAGCGUUUGGCAAGGCGUUCCACGACGAGAUGAGUAUACUGGCUCCAAUCAUACAGUGCUGUCAUAUACGAAAAUCUACGCUAGAGACUUUACUCAGGUUUCACAACGUCAAAAAACUCAGCGAACACAUGAGAGAAUCUAUGGCUGAAGACCCACUGUCUCCCAUACUUUGGGAACCUCAUUUGACAGCCAUCGAUCGACGUGUAGGACUCGUGCUGCAGAAAGUCCGCGAAUGUUUGUCGGUCAGCACGAUGAGUGGUGAGGACACGGCCGACGAAACGCGUGUCCGGACCGCCACAAAUGCUACGUUUGACACCGACACGGGCGAUCUGGGACAGGAAGUCAAGUACACGGCCAGGUCCAGGGAUGUAACGCAAGACUGAUGAAUGUUGUUUUUUUCGGUUCUGAACCGGCUCCGUUUGUGUUCGUUUCCGGACGGAUCGAGUCGACGCUCGUCGAACUAAAAUAUAAUCUAUAUUAUAUUAAAUGUUUUAUGGGUCACGUCUGUCCGGUUUACUUGCCAUCUCGAGGGUCUGUCCGAGUUGGAAGCCACUCGGUCCAUCGACAUCAUAUAGAUACUGUUGCUUACUGGUUAAAAUUUUUGGAAGUCAAUUUGUAGGAUAAUUUUGUUUUUUUAAUGAAAAAAAUAAAUCAAAAUUGAUAUUUUUUUAAGUCCCAAAUUCACAUAUUUUUCUAUCAACUAUUACCAGAAUUUUUUUUAGGGUUUAAUUAAAAUACGUUAACAUAUAUUUUACAGGUUAUAACAACUGUUUAAAAUAGUUACUGUAUUUAGUGGCAAAUAAAAUGUUUGAUAUUAUUUUUUAAUAAAUUAAGAACUAAGCAAAGUAAAUACAAUUAUAAUAACUUGCCUGGUAAACAUGUAAUGUAUAAAAUAAAUGUAGAUAAAUUUAACUCUAACGAAAAAAGCUGUCAAAGUAAUUCUUCAAUCGAUAUCGUAUGAGGUUGUUAGGUCAAUAAAAAAUAAUAAUAAAUACAUAAUUUUUAAGAGAUGGCAUGCAAUUCGGAUUUCAGACUCAUAAUGUUGUGUAAUUCGGACACCUGUCGUGGUUAAGUGGUUUUAUUUUCUAAAUGCGUCGAUCUUCCAAUAUGUUGAGUAAAUAUAAUUUUUUUGUCGUAAACCAUUAUCAUUAUUAUUAUUAUUUAUAAUUAGCUGCCUCUACGGGUCUUAUUAUAAUCGAUAAUAUCGUGGAAAAUGUUCGAUUAUCGUUGUAAUUUUAUAAUUUGUUGAUUCUCAUUGUUCUCUUUUCAUUAUUGUAUCCGAUAAUAUUGUGUUAAACUUUAGUUACUCAUCUAGAAUGAUAUCAAUAAUGUAAAGUACCUAUAAGAGUUCUUUAUAAUAUAUUAUAUAUUUUUGUUUUUGAAAGACGUGUCGCAUAAAUAAUCAUAAUGCAUUUUACGAUUAGACAUUAGUCUUAUGUCAUAUCACAAUACACAUAUACAAAUAACCUGAAACGAUGGCGUUUUUUGGUUCAGACAAUGUUACGAUGCAUUCAUGACAACUGUUGUAUAAUUAUAUUGGUUAUAUAUAUUAUACUAUUAACUAUAUUGUAAUAUAUUGUGUCUUGAGGGUUGCGAGACAUAGAACCCUAAAGAACGUGUUGAUAUCUUUGUAGAAGAAUAACAUAAUAUUGUCACUGUAUAAAUAACGUUAGGUAGGGACCUAUAAUGAUAAGAAUUAUUUUUAUGUAAAAUAUUAUAGUUCAAGGAACUGACAACGAUUCCUAUUUAUAUUAUAUUUUUAAUUGUUCUAUUAUAAAUAAUAUACCUACUUAUUGAAUAAUCUUCGCCACGCCUGUCAAAUGUGUAGUAAAUAAUAUUUUACACGUAUAAUGUGAUAUUCAUAAAUUAUGCUAAAUUUUCCCCCAUAUCUAUGAUAGGAGUUAUCCUUUAUGAAGUUUAAAGUACAUGAUGGUUACUUAGGCUCGAAUUAUUACAUUUAAAAAAUAUUUAAAUGAAACUUAUUAAUUUUUUUUGACAGAUAUUUCUUCACUUUUUUAUUUGAUUAUAAUAUAUAUUAAAAAAUAGUCAAGUUCUACAUUGGUUUGAAAAAAAAUCAAAGAUAUUAGGUACCAUAGAAUCUUAAGAAUAAUUUUGUCAUACUAUCUUAGACAUUCCAGUGUUUCCAAGCUUUAAAAAUAUUAAUUUUUAAAUUAAAUUUUAUUUAUGUGUAAAUAAAUAGUAUAUAAUACAUAGGUAGGUACCAUAAGAGUAUAAUAUUUAAUAUGUUUUUCCAAAGCUAUACCAAGUAAAUAUUAUUCCAAAUCAAACUAUAAUCACAAUAUUGCAGUAAAAUUUUAUAAAAUUAUCCAAUAACGUAAUAAAUUAUAAUAAAUAUAUGUACUGUUUUCAAUGUUAAACUUUAUAAAACGCUAAAACGCAUAUAUUUAUAUUUUUAUGAUGUUAUUAAUUUUUAAUGCUCAGCCCACUUAAUUACAAAACAAAUAAUAAAAUAUUAAAUGAUACUGAUUGUUAAUUUUUAUUCAUUUUAGAUUAAAAAAAAAAAAAAAAAAAAAAAAAAAAAAAAAAAAAAAAAUGAUUUAUGUUCAGUACUUCAUAAGCCUAUAAUUAGUAUUGUAUGUUAUGCCUUAUGCGUGUAUUGUUUAUUUUGAAAUAAUUAUAUAUUUAUAUAUGUACCUACCAAUAUUGUAUAGUCGAUUUUAUAUUUAAUACUUACCACUGUUCAAUGUUAGUGGGUUAUACUGAUAUGUAACAUGUAUUAUACAUGUUAAAAUUGUUUGUUUGUAUAUAUUUUAUUUAAAGUAAAGUUAUAUUAAUUUAUAUGUUACACAUAAUUUUCAUUAUAAUAUUAAUCAGAAACGAAAUGCUGAAAUUCCUGUAUAAAAAGUAUCCAAAUAUUUUACAGAUGUGUAAUGAAUUAUGACAUUAUUACACAUUUGAAUUUGGUUACAAGUGUUUGAAUAAAUUUAGUAUUUUUAUACUACCUAUUGUUA
This is a messenger RNA of Aphis gossypii (cotton aphid), 6060 nucleotides long. Its product is annotated as extracellular serine/threonine protein CG31145. The record is from RefSeq and is a predicted model, not a curated record. The transcript has 11 exons. Gene Ontology annotation, biological process: protein phosphorylation. The coding region runs from base 1708 to 3471 and encodes 587 amino acids. Gene Ontology annotation, cellular component: Golgi apparatus. NCBI's taxonomy places the organism in Eukaryota, Metazoa, Arthropoda, Insecta, Hemiptera, Aphididae. Gene Ontology annotation, molecular function: protein serine/threonine kinase activity.